UUCUUCUCUUGCUUUGUGCUAUAUAAAUAAGAGGAAAAGGUUCUACAGUCUUUAGUGUUUGCACUUACAAAUGGGACGAUCACCAUGCUGCGACAAGGUGGGUUUAAAGAAAGGACCAUGGACUCCUGAGGAAGAUCAAAAGCUCUUAGCUUAUAUUGAAGAACAUGGUCAUGGAAGCUGGCGUGCCUUGCCAGCAAAAGCUGGACUUCAGAGAUGUGGCAAGAGCUGCAGACUAAGAUGGACCAAUUAUCUUAGGCCUGAUAUUAAGAGGGGAAAGUUCAGUUUGCAAGAAGAGCAAACCAUCAUUCAACUCCACGCUCUCUUAGGGAACAGGUGGUCGGCAAUAGCCACACACUUACCAAAGAGAACGGAUAAUGAGAUCAAGAACUAUUGGAACACACAUCUUAAGAAAAGGUUAACAAAAAUGGGGAUUGACCCAGUGACACACAAGCCAAAAAAUGAUGCUCUUCUCUCUAGUGAUGGUCAAUCCAAAACCGCUGCAAACCUUAGCCACAUGGCUCAGUGGGAAAGUGCACGCCUUGAAGCUGAAGCAAGACUAGUAAGAGAAUCAAAACUACGUUCACAUUCACUUCAACAACAACUUGGAAGUUCUUCUACUACAUUUGCAUCUUCAUCAUCAACAUUUGCAUCCACAUCAUCUGCAUCAACUUCAGCUUCAGUUCUUAAUAAUAACAACAAACAAGAACCACCACCACCAUCAUCACAUGUUCCUUCACGUUCUUCCCUUGAUGUGCUCAAGGCUUGGAAUAACGGAGGGUGGUUAAAGUCAAGUGAAGGAAAUGGUGGCAUUGGAAGCACUGUUGGGAUAAGUGGGGACCUUGAAUCUCCUACAUCUACUCUCUCUUUCUCUGAGAAUGCACCACCAACUAUGACAAGUGGUGGAAUUGGAGGAGAAAAUAAUAACAAUAGUAGUAAUAAUAAUAAUAAUGCAGUGCCUAUGAUUGAGUUUGUGGGGAGUUCAGGUAAUUCUUCUUCUCUUGUGAAGGAAGAAGGUGAGCAAGAGUGGAAAGGUUAUGAAAGUUCAAUGAGUACUUUUAGCUCUGGUUUGCACGAGUUAACUAUGUCCAUGGAAGGCGCAUGGGCCUCUGAGUCUCUUAGGGCUAGUGGCUCACAUGAAGAUGUCAUUGUUGAAGAAGGGUUCACCAAUCUUUUGCUUAAAACACACUCCGAUGACCGGAGUUUGUCGUCGGAGGGUGGUGGAGAGUCUAAUAACGGUGAUGGUGGUGGCAGUGGCAGCGAUUUCUAUGAAGAUAACAAUAACUAUUGGAACAGCAUUCUUAAUUUAGUGAAUUCCUCCCCUUCAGAUUCCCCAAUGUUUUGAUGUUGGAGAGGUAAUGGAUCUUCUCAUGUUGAAUGUUUACAUGAUUUUGUCGCGUUAAAAAUUUAUGUUUAUCUCUUUUUUAUAUAAAUUUUCAUAAUUUUUUUAUAAGGCUAAAGUAUUUUAAGAUCCAAAAAAAGAGAUAAACAUAAUUUUUUCGUGACAAAGUCAUGUGAAUAUCAAACAUGAGAGGGUUUAUUGGCGUGUUUGGAAGGUGAAGGUGUGUGAGACACAUAUAGGCAGCAUAUUCCUCAAACUCAAACCAAGGUUCAAGAUUUUCUUCCCAUCAUCACCAUAAAAAGCGAACAUGCUCACAGAAACAUGUGGAGUUUCCAUAUAGUAGUUUUUGUUGAUGCUUUAACAGAGACUUUUUUUGGUUUUUUGUUUUCCUUGGAAGUGUGUGUUAUUGUAAUUCUCUGAUAGCAAUAUCGGGUACUACUCUUCUUCUGUGGAAAAACAGUUCUCUGGUUGGUCGCUUCCACCAUCAAAUGUUCAUAUCAAUUUGUUUGGAUUUGACUUGAUAUAAUAUAUUUCUGUUAAUUUCUAAAGUCUAUGGAUUUUUCUAAGUAAAGGAUAUGUUUGGAUAUCGCUGAUAAUAGACAAGAAUGUGUGCGAAUUGAAUGUCUUUUACCCCUCAAAGUAAUUUUUUUCUUGUGUUCACACUGUACAUAGAAAACUCAAUAAAGGAAACAUUUAG
This is a messenger RNA of Abrus precatorius (Indian licorice), 2036 nucleotides long. RefSeq names its product transcription factor MYB106-like. Lineage: Eukaryota; Viridiplantae; Streptophyta; Magnoliopsida; Fabales; Fabaceae. Bases 71 to 1342 code for a protein of 423 amino acids. The transcript has 3 exons. The record is from RefSeq and is a predicted model, not a curated record.